This is a messenger RNA of Glycine soja, 1857 nucleotides long. RefSeq lists its product as uncharacterized. The transcript is spliced from 14 exons. Bases 471 to 1730 code for a protein of 419 amino acids. The record is from RefSeq and is a predicted model, not a curated record. Gene Ontology annotation, molecular function: snoRNA binding. NCBI's taxonomy places the organism in Eukaryota, Viridiplantae, Streptophyta, Magnoliopsida, Fabales, Fabaceae. Gene Ontology annotation, biological process: maturation of SSU-rRNA from tricistronic rRNA transcript (SSU-rRNA, 5.8S rRNA, LSU-rRNA); positive regulation of transcription by RNA polymerase I. Gene Ontology annotation, cellular component: small-subunit processome; 90S preribosome; t-UTP complex.
ACCAUACCUUCCUCCGUUUGCCGUGCUCCGCGCUCCUCGUCCGUUUGUGCCUGAGUUCCCAUUCAUGCCGCCAAUGUAACUUCUGUUACCACUCACAAAGAUAACGUGGUUGGCCACCCUCUUGAACUUCAAAAACCUCCACCUUAGGCUCAACAAUCUGACUCAACUUCAGAGGGAUGACAUCGUGAGCUUCCUUCGCUUAACAUUGUUCGUAGUGCUUUUGAUAAGCUGUCUACACAUUGUUGUGGUUUCCGUGGCUACAAUUUACGAGUUUUGUAUUGGACAAUUCAGACUUUGUUGGUUAACCCACGACAAAAUUGAUAGUAUUUGAAGCUUCCAUUACCGCAGCCAUCUAUCUAGGUAUGUAAGUUAAUAGGAAUUUUAUUUGGAUUGUAAGUUUGUUGUUCCAUAAAUUACUAUUAUUGCAGACAUUGAUACCUGGAAGUUUAUCUUCAAUUAACUUGAAGACUAUGAAUAACAUGGCUAAGAAUUUCAUGGUCCACCCCAAAGAGCAUAUUGCUUGGUUUGUUGAAAGCUGCAGUGAUUUGGAGUUGUCAAAGACACUCUUCUUUUUUGUUCUUUUGCAGUCUCUUUUGAUAAAACCAAAAGAUGAAGACAUUUAUACACUAUUUGAAUGUGUAUUUCCUAUUCUAAAGGCUGAGUGGGAAACAUCAAUGACAGCUGGUGAUGCCUCAUUGGAUGAGUUCAAGCCUGAAGUGUUAGACUGGGAUUGCAGUGCAUUCUUUAAUGAGCUUUUGUAUGUCAAGCUGAGACAUCUAAAUGUGAAGGUUAUGAUUUGCAUAUUUUGGAGGCUAGCACAACUAAUAUCAGUACUACCUUCUGACAUUCUGCUUCAUGAUGAUGAUAAGUGGGUCAACAAGAUAAGGGAUCUGUUUGUAUUUUUUGCUUCCUCUAAAUUGAAGCAUACAUUCCUCGAACACCUCCAUUACUUAGCAGCACAGUGCAAAAUAUCACCUCCCCGCCUCUUAUCUAAGUUUUUCACAGAUGAAGGUGUUACUGCUGCAGUUCAGGUUGAAAGUCUUCAAUGUUAUGCAUUUCUUUGUAGCCUGUCGCAAGAUAAAUGGCAAAUUGAACUUUUAGCUGAAUUUCCUUCUGUUCUUGUUCCAUUUGCGAGUGAUAAUCAGUCUAUAAGGGUUGCUGCCAUGAGUUGUAUUGAUUCAUUGCGUACAUUGUGGUGUCAUGUUGAGCGUUCUGGCAAGAAAAAUGGUAAUAAUGCAACGUGGAUCCAUUUUUUGGGUGAUGUUUUGGCAUUGAUGGAUCAACAAAAAACAUUCAUAUUGUCCGACAAGAAAUUUCUUCCUUCAUUGUUUGCAUCUGCUUUUAGCUCACCCUGUCCAAACAUCUUGGAGCCUCGAAACAUCUUGGUACCUCAAGAUAUAGAAAAAAGGAAUUUAUCUUCGAGUGGAUUGUCAAGAAAGAUAGACCCUUCAAUUUUAAAUCUCACCAUGCUGGAGAAUUUGGAUUUAUCAAAUAAUAGCUUAAAGGAUGAAGUUCCCGAUUUUCUGUCUCAAUUACAACACUUGAAGAUCCUAGACAAGCUUGAUGUUAUUAAAGGCUUUGCACCUACCUCUGGCACUAACAGUGACAAAGAUGAUCAUAAUGGGGAGCAAUUGAUGGAAUAUGAAUCUCAAAUUGCUCUAAGGAGAAGGAAGAAACUUGUUCUUGAUGGUGAUUUGGAAAAACAAAUCAAAGAUCUCCAUGAGAAGUAGGUUUGAGCAGAUCAAACUUUUGUCUAAACUUUGGGGCAUGAUUUAAAUUAGAGCCUUGUAAAAAAAAUUCAGUCUUUUUUAUUUUAUUUUUUUUACAUCAUUGGUACAAACAUUCUUAAAAGGAGUG